GCGGGAGGGAGGGAGGGAGGGAGAGGGAGAUGGUUUCCAAGGAGCAGAAGAAAGCAGCCGUGUAUAGGAAGCUACAACUACUUCGUUCCAUCACAAAUCCCCAUGCACAAAGGAAAACAUCUACUAUGAUAGAUGUGUUGAAGUACAUAAAGGAUCUGAAGCAAAAAAUGGAAAGAGUAAAUCAAGAGAUUGCAGAGGCACAAAACUCCACUGCCCAAAAUUCAUUCCCUAUGCAGGUCCAUGUGGAAGACCAAGAAAAGGGAUUUCUAGUUAGUGUGGUUUCUGAAAGAAGUUGCAAUGGUUUGCUUGUUUUCAUAUUAGAAGCCUUUGAAUCUAUGGGACUUGAUGUUCUCCAAGCUAGGGUUUCUUGCUCAACCGACUUCCAUCUCGAAGCAAUUGGAGGAUAUGUGUUGAAUGAAGGACAAGCCGAUCAGCAGAUAGAUGCACAAGGGGUGAAGCAAUCAGUACUGCAAGCAGUCCAUAAGUGGAGAGAAAGUAGUGAGCAAGAAUAAUCAAGGGAACCUUCUUAUCUUUAACUUUUUUGUUUGUUCCUCUUCUUGUUUCUUUAUUUUUCUCAUAUUUUCUACUUUGAUAAAUUGUAUGCAAAUGUGGGUGGACGAAGUACGCUGUCAAAGGAUAAAUCUUACUCUUCCCAAUAUAUAUAAGUUUGAGUUACAUGUGAA
Camellia sinensis is the source of this 683-nucleotide messenger RNA. RefSeq lists its product as uncharacterized. Lineage: Eukaryota; Viridiplantae; Streptophyta; Magnoliopsida; Ericales; Theaceae. Gene Ontology annotation, biological process: regulation of DNA-templated transcription. Gene Ontology annotation, cellular component: nucleus. Gene Ontology annotation, molecular function: sequence-specific DNA binding; DNA-binding transcription factor activity. The record is from RefSeq and is a predicted model, not a curated record.